CCGACUGGGCGUGGCCUUCGGGCGCGGCGGUUGGUCUGGGCGGAACCUUCGCGCGCAGCGAGGCGGGCUCUGGGGGAAGACUUUGCGUGGCGCCACGGCGCGCCCCUGAGGAGCCGCGGCUGAGGCGGCUGAAGAGGCUGAGGCAGCUGAGGAGCCUGAGGCGGCUGAGGCGGCUGAGCUGAGGCUGAGGCGGCGGCUGAGGCGGCUGAGGGCGGCGGUGCCUCGGGCUCUCGCUCCCGUCCCGCUCGCGUCCCCCCGGCCCCCGGCCCUGCUCCCCUCAGCCCGCCGAGGCGCGAGGCCCGCAGGAUUCCCAGAUGGAUUCUGUGGAAAAGACAGCACAUCGAAGCGAGCAGAAAUCAAGUAGAAAGUUUUUAAAAAGCCUCAUUCGGAAGCAGCCCCAGGAGCUGCUGCUGGUCAUCGGGACAGGAGUGAGCGCAGCGGUGGCCCCCGGGAUCCCUGCCCUGUGCUCCUGGCGCAGCUGCAUUGAGGCGGUCAUCGAGGCGGCAGAGCAGUUGGAGGUGCUGCACCCCGGGGACAUCGCUGAGUUCCGCAGGAAGGUGACCAAGGACCGGGACCUGCUGGUGGUGGCCCACGACCUCAUCCGGAAGAUGUCCCCUCGCACGGGCGACACCAAGCCCAACUUCUUCCAGGACUGCCUGAUGGAGGUGUUCGACAGCCUCGAGCAGCACAUCCAGAACCCCCUGGUGCUGCAGUCCAUCCUGAGCCUGAUGGAGCGCGGCACGCUGGUGCUCACCACCAACUACGACAACCUGCUUGAGCUCUUCGGGCAGCAGCAGAACCGGCCCAUGCAGUCUCUGGACCUGAAGGACAAGACCAAGGUCCUGCAGUGGGCACGCGGGCACGUCCGCUACGGAGUUCUUCACAUCCACGGCUUGUACACGGACCCCUGCGGCUUGGUCCUGGAUCCCUCAGGCUACAAAGAUGUGACUCAAGACCCAGAAGUCAUGGAGGUCCUGCAGGGCCUGUACCGCACCAAGUCCUUCCUGUUUGUGGGCUGCGGGGAGACGCUCCGAGACCAGAUCUUCCAGGCGCUCUUCCUCUACUCGGUGCCCGACAAGGUGGACCUGGAACACUACAUGCUGGUGCUCAAGGAGGACGAGGACCACUUCUUCAAGCACCAGGCGGACAUGCUUCUGCAUGGCAUCAAAGUCGUGUCCUACGGGGACUGUUUCGACUACUUCCCAGGCUACGUGCAGGACCUGGCCACUCAGAUCUGCAGACAGCGAAGUCCAGAUGCCGAUCGAGUGGACAGCACCACGCUGCUGGGUAACGCCUGUCAGGACUGUGCAAAGAGGAAGUCGGAAGAGAACGGCUUGGAAGGCUCCAAGAAGACCCGGCAGUCAGCUCCGGAUGAUGCUGGAGGGUCUUGAAGUCCCCAAAACUACCAAUAAAACCUGCAACUUGAAAAACCAGCCUUCUGUAACCGCAGUGCCACACCCAACGAUGAGGAAUGUUCCGAGAACUCCCCACGGGAUCUCCGUUAAACAUCACAGACCCCCAAAGAGCCCUGUGUGCUGUGGCCCUUGGGCUGGGCAGGAGCGUCCCCAGGCGGGCUGCACCGGGGAGGCUGCGCGCACACUUCAGGUACGCUCCGUGCGGACUCAUGCACUGCUACCUCAGGACCACCAUGGGGAGGGCGCUGUGCUUCCUGGUCCACGGACACCCCCCACAGGGCUUCCUGGCGAAGCAGGUGAAGACUGUCUCAGCAACAGUAGUUGCCAAAGAAAAUAAGACACGUCCUACAGUGUCUGUGGAAACCUGUUACGGUAGGGACCGUUCUGAGCGUUGGCUCUGCUGUUAAACGGAGUCUCCAGACAGGACUGUGGCCGGUCGUGCAGUCCCCCUCCAGAGACCCCGCCAGUCAGCCUGACUGUGGCCUCCCGGAGGCCUUUUCCUAGCGCAGGAGGGUGUGGAGCUGGCGAUGAAGUGGGGCGCAGGACCAGGCUUUCCCCCAUAGUGCGCUUGCCAGCCUCGUCCUACCUCAGCCCUUCUCCGGCCCACAGCAGGGGAGAUGCACAGCGGGAGGCUGGCCCAGCCUGGAAGGACCUGCCACGCCUCAGGUGGCUUCCAGGGCUGGCGGGCUUUGGGCAUGCGCAGAGGUGGCCUCUAUUGGCUGCAUCCCCUCGUAGCACACUGGGCACUGGGGCUUCCCACAGCUGGAAAAAGUUGAGGAGGGUGUGCGGGCAGCGGGCAGCCACAGACCUGCUUAGACCUUGUUCUCCUUUUCCUUUUGGACGCAUGAAAACAAUCCCUCUAUGUUACCUGGUCAUAAAUAAAACUUUAAUUUCUGC
This is a messenger RNA of Sorex araneus (European shrew), 2312 nucleotides long. It is a transcript of the gene SIRAL2, whose product is annotated as family with sequence similarity 118 member A. The coding region runs from base 315 to 1391 and encodes 358 amino acids. NCBI's taxonomy places the organism in Eukaryota, Metazoa, Chordata, Mammalia, Eulipotyphla, Soricidae. The transcript has 9 exons. The record is from RefSeq and is a predicted model, not a curated record.